Tigriopus californicus is the source of this 2030-nucleotide messenger RNA. Its product is annotated as cytochrome P450 2L1-like. Bases 330 to 1814 code for a protein of 494 amino acids. Gene Ontology annotation, molecular function: iron ion binding; oxidoreductase activity, acting on paired donors, with incorporation or reduction of molecular oxygen; monooxygenase activity. The transcript has 8 exons. The record is from RefSeq and is a predicted model, not a curated record. NCBI's taxonomy places the organism in Eukaryota, Metazoa, Arthropoda, Copepoda, Harpacticoida, Harpacticidae.
AUGUCUUGUGUUCAUAGCUCGUGAUUAGUCGCCUUGGACAAGACGAACUGUUGAAUCUGCUCAUGAUAGACGCUAGUGAUAGUAAUCGUGUAUGAGGGGUUCAAAGUUGAACUCGUUUCUCUCUAGAGAAAUAAAUAGAAUCCAGAUUUGAGUUUUGGUGGUGCGUGCACUUUAGUGUCCAGUCUGACUUAAUCUUCCACGAGAUUAGACUGGACUGGGAUUUCGUCCCUUUUUUCCUCGAGGGUUGGGAACGGUUGUUCGGUGCAAUCCUUCAACAGCGUUCCAAGGAGACGAAGAAGAAGAGCCAAUAACGCCUUAGAGAAGUGAACAUGAUUCUCAUGACCCUUCAAUUGGUGGGAGUGGCAGUGGCCGUGAUCUUCGUUAUUUCCGUGAUCAAGGCUUCAGUUCGACCCGCCAAUUUUCCGCCGGGACCACCAAGUUUGCCGCUGGUUGGCUAUGUUCCUUUCCUGGACGUGAGGAACAUCGGACGAAGCUUCGACAAGUUGUCCAAGCGCUAUGGGGACGUGUUCAGUGUGUUCUUGGGCAAAUCCCCUUGCGUGGUCCUCAACUCUUAUCCCGUGAUCAAAGAGGCUCUCUCCAUGAAGGAGUUCUCGGGUCGGCCCUCCAUGUUCUCGGGGACCUUCUUCCAAAAAGGAAAGAUCGGUAUCACCACUACAGAAGGGAAAGAUUGGGAGUUGCAAAGGAACUUCUUCCACAACCACAUGGUGGAGCUCGUUCAAGGCAAAGGCAAUCUGGGCUUUCAAGAUCUGAUCCUGGAUGAGGUACAUGACCUGAAGAUGGAUCUGGCCAAAAAGGUUGGCGAGCCCUUACCCGUGAGCUAUCGGUUCAAUGUGUCCAUCAUCAAUAUUCUCUGGACCAUUGCCUCUGGUCGCCGUUUGCAUUCUCAACAACAAGAGUUUCAAUCGGUGUACGAGUGCAUUGAUAAGAUAACUCAAUUCAUGUCCAGAGCUGCAAUCAUGUCCUUCAUCCCUGGCCUCUCGAGGAUCGUCCCGGAAAGCAUUAGCAAAAUGGAGAAAGGCCGCUACCACCGAGAUCGAUUCUUGAACAUUUCACAAAAAUGGAUUCGAGAGCAUAAGGAGGCUUAUAGAGGUAAUCGGGGAGCUGACCUCCAAGAUGCUUACUUGGCCAAGGUAGGAGAGGGAGCUGAGUCUUUCACAGAGGAUGGCUUGGGCGCUGUUUUGAGGGAAAUGUUCGUGGUUGGAUCCGAAACCCAAUCCACCAUGCUUCGUUGGGCUAUUCGGAUCUUAUCCGUUCACAAGGACGUUCAAAGACAAGUUCAAGACGAGAUGGACGAAUUGGGAGAGCGAAACAGGGAUAUCGUUUGGGAGGACCGUCACAAUAUGCACUUUACUCGCGCUACCGUCGCCGAAAUUCAACGAUUCGCUGAUAUCACCCCCAAUGGACUUGUUCACAAAACGGUGGCGGAUGUGGAUUUCCACGGGUUUUACCUACCAAAGGGCACAAAUGUGAUCGCCAACAUGACCUCCUGCCAUCGAAGUCCGGAUUAUUGGAAGAAGCCCAACGAGUUUUAUCCCGCUCAUUUCCUGGACGAAAACGGCAAAUUUGUAGAUGCCAAAGAGGGCUUUGUUCCGUAUGGAAUCGGAACAAGGCGUUGUCCUGGAGAGGAUGUGGCUAAUAUGGCCAUCUUUUUGAUCCUGGCCAAUUUCUUGAAUACAUUUUCUUUGAGAUUGCCCACGGGAGACAAACGGGAAAUCAAGACACAAUAUGAAGCUGGAACCGGAUUUAUCCGCAAUCCUCAAGCUUACAAAGUGAUCUUGCAACACCGAGAGUGAAGAACUGGUUUGGGAACAAAACUUAAAACGUAUCUUACGAUGUUAGAAAUUAAGGGACGAAUAAUUUCCGACGAUAACUUACCGAUUGCAACAAAAGUGUAUUUUCCAUAAAUCUGAGCGAAUGUAUGAGACGACGACUUGUACGGUACUACUACCUAAUAACCUUUUACUACAUGAACACGUGUGUACAAAUAAAAGACAAAUAAUUGUGUAAAA